Dibothriocephalus latus is the source of this 534-nucleotide messenger RNA. NCBI's taxonomy places the organism in Eukaryota, Metazoa, Platyhelminthes, Cestoda, Diphyllobothriidea, Diphyllobothriidae. The record is from the annotation of a GenBank genome assembly.
UAUGGGGUAUCGGUGACGGACGUCUGCAAUGCAGUUCAGGCCCUGCCUGUCAUACGGGUGCUUACGGCUUCGCGCGCAGAGGGUGGCAUCAUUGGACUGAGCUGCGGCUUGACUGCAGUCCAACCGGACCAGGAGGAUGUGUCGACCAUUGAGCUAACGCUCUCCUCCACGGACGACAGAAUUCGAGUCUCCGAUGAAGGCAAUGAGUACGCCUUCGUUCAACGGUUUGCACAAAGAGUGGCUGCUGAUAUCCGUCGUUCGGCAUCCACCAAUUUGACGUUCGGUUACUUCGAAGAAGAAAAGCAGACAGAGACUGCGGUGGUGGUCGCGGAGGGUGGCAACCACACCUUUCAGAUGCCCUCUGUGGCGACCAUGAUGGGCGCCGAUGAUCAGAGCUAUUACUGGCACCUCAUCUUCCUCGGUGUCGUCGCAAUCCACGUGGACACCGUUUUAGUCAAGGAUGAAGAUCUCGGUGAGUGUCACCACCAACUAACAUGCCCUCAUGAUCUUCAGCUUACUAAAAUCCCCAUAUAG